CGAGAAUGGAUCCCUAUCUAUCCAGGACUCUUCAGUCACUCACCCGAAGCAAGAUUCAUGAAUUGGAAAAGCACCGUAGCACCUACGAGACUCGCAAGGCGGAGACACUGGCAACUGCAUCCAAAUGUCCAACACUCCGAGAUCGGGUUGCACAGCUUCUCGUGGGAACGAAGAAGCUCUCCCCGGGUGCUGAGUCCGACAAUGAGAUUACCAAUAUUGAACAUUGGGUGGAUCAAGCUCGAUUUGACUCGACAAUUCCACCAGAUAAGCUGGAAGGCUUCGAGACCCAUCUGCGCGAUAGGUUGGAUGCGUACAGUCGGAAAUUGAAUCUCGCCGAUUUGUAUUCGCGUCUUCUCACCGAAUGGAUGGAUCCUCCUUCAAAGAAUGACGAUGUGACAAAUCAUUCUAGUGAGGAUGAAGACUUUGAGAUUGUAGAUGAGCGGCAAAAGGAGAGACUGAAGCAGCUAUGCGACCAGUUUGAGGAUAUGGUCUUCAAUCCCUGUGAAACAAGCCCGGCCGAAAUCACUUCGUUUCUGCAAGGUCUUUUCCCAGGAGAGAAUGGUGUGAAAUCCUUGGAAAGUCUUCGAUCCAAAGUCAGCGUCGAAUCGCAAGCAAUCUGGGAUCAAACGGACCCUUUCACAGUUGAUUCGUUGUCCCAAUGCAUCCGAGGCCUUCGAACUGAGGAGAUUAUCAGCGAGCAGAAGCAGCAGACACUGAAGCAUUUUUUGGACAACAAGGUAGUUUUGAACGAAAUUGCCGAUGUGCUCAACAUGCGAUACGCCGACCUCGGGAGCUGGGACUGGCAUGCCGAUGGUGAAGGUGUUCCUGUGCUUCCACGGCAGCAGCUCAACGGCAAAUACCGAAUUUGGAUGGAUGAUGACGUGCUGGAAACGAUAUUUGUCGAACACAUUUGCAUACGACUUUGCCAGAUGCUCAAGGGUAUUUUGGCGAGAUUCAUCGCGGACGAGCAGUCCGUGUGGGACGUUCCUACAAAGCCAAAAAUGACUCGCCGUGACCGGCUACGUCGAAGAUACUAUUGCAGCGAGCAGGGGAGUGGCAGUCUGGAGGCCUGUCGAAAAGCCGAGUUCCAGAAUGAUUUCUUCCUUAUGGCACUUCCAGACGAGGAGGGCUCUAGUUGGGGUUACGAUGAGGAUGGGGAUGAACACGCCAUGGUGCAAGGAAGAAAGAGUGUCAAGCAAAUGUUGCUGAGAAAAGUCGUUACCGAGACCCUCUUGGCACGUCAUCUUGAUGGUGAGGCCGUUGUGCUUCAGUCGGACUUACAGUGGUACGCGACUUCGAUCCCACACAGCACAGUCUAUACCGCCCUCGAAUUUAUCGGAUUUUCUGAGAAUUGGGUUGAAUUCUUUCGAAAAUAUCUCGAGACUCCGUUGAACAUGGACAACUCCUUCGAGGGACAUGACCGGGUCGGGCCUCGCAAACGCAGAAGGGGAAUUCCUAUUGCACAUGCCUCUGAGAAAAUUAUUGGCGAGUUAAUCCUCUUCUACAUGGAUCUUGCUGUACGACGCGAGACUGGGGUUCUUCUAUAUCGUAUUCAUGAUGAUAUCUGGCUCUUUGGGGAGCCCCAGAGGUGUGCGCAAUCGUGGGAGAUUAUGAAGAGGUUUGCAAAUAUCACCGGCCUCGCGUUUAACAAAAGCAAGACUGGAUCGGUCUAUCUGAGCAAUUCGAUCGAUCCUUUAAUCGCCUCGCGAUUGCCGACCAAUCCGGUGAAAAUCGGCUUCUUGAUGUUGGACCCUUCUUCAGGUGACUGGGUUAUCGACCAUUCACAGGUCGAGACUCACAUUGAUCAACUCAAGACACAAUUGGAUCAGUGCAACAGCUUGCUUUCCUGGAUACGAACAUGGAACAGCUGCAUCGGCAGAUUCUUCAGAAACACUUUUGGCGAGCCCGCAUACUGCUUCGGGCGGCCACACAUCGAUGCCAUCCUGGCCUCGUAUGAGAAAAUGCACAAAGCCAUAUUUGGAACCAAGCCCGAGAACGCACACUGUAGAGGCACAUUGACUGAAUACCUCAAAAAUGAGAUCAAGUCUCGCUUCGGCGUGUCUGAUGUUCCGGAUGCUUUCCUUUUCCUUCCUGAAAAACUGGGAGGGCUAGGCGUGAGAAACCCAUUUGUCUCGAUCUUUCCGCUACGCCAGUACUUGCAGAACUCCCCCCAAGAGCUAGUGGAAUUUUUUCUGAAGUCAGAGCUUGACGAAUAUGAUACCGCAAAAAUUAAAUUUGAGAAGAAGACCUCGCAGCAGCGGGCGAGACUUCUGGAAAGGCUGAGACUUGAAAACCCGUCAGAUGAAGACAAGAUUGUCUCUUCGAGUGAGAUGCAUACAUUCAUGACCUUUGCAGAAUGGAGUCAAUUCCGCGACGAAACGAGUCCCAGUCUGACGGCCUUGUACCAGCGGCUCAUGGAUGUUCCUGGUCAAAGAUCACCUGGAACCACCGAGAAAGUCGAAUCGGCCUUGCGAAAAGCCCGGGAAGAAUUUGGCCUCCGAGGCAUUGAUGCCGAAGGCAAGUGGAUCUUGUACAUGUAUGCGGAAGAUCUUUUGACAAAUUUUGGCGGAUUGAACCUGGUUGACAAACAGUAUUUGCCCACGGGAGUUUUGGACAUGAUCAAAGAAAAGAAAUUUACGUGGCAGAUGGUUUUGUGAGAGUGCUACAGCCCAUGGCGAUGUCCUGGACUUUCAGGGG
Penicillium brasilianum is the source of this 2697-nucleotide messenger RNA. Lineage: Eukaryota; Fungi; Ascomycota; Eurotiomycetes; Eurotiales; Aspergillaceae. The record is from the annotation of a GenBank genome assembly.